Messenger RNA from Neltuma alba, 1732 nucleotides. Its product is annotated as O-acyltransferase WSD1. The transcript is spliced from 6 exons. The record is from RefSeq and is a predicted model, not a curated record. Gene Ontology annotation, cellular component: plasma membrane. Gene Ontology annotation, biological process: triglyceride biosynthetic process. Bases 203 to 1597 code for a protein of 464 amino acids. Gene Ontology annotation, molecular function: diacylglycerol O-acyltransferase activity. Lineage: Eukaryota; Viridiplantae; Streptophyta; Magnoliopsida; Fabales; Fabaceae.
AACAACCAAUCUUCCAAUAUUUAUCAGCAAUGCUACAUACUUUAAUUUAAAUUAAUCAUCGCUUUCAUAUAGUUUAAGCCUCAGCUCAUAAUAACAAUAAAUAAGCUGCAAAGAGUUGGGGUCAGAAUUCACACACAGCGGGACUAAAAUUGGCUGCAGGUUAGAACUUGUUCUUCUCUCCCCCAGCAUCACUGAUUCUCUCAUGCGGUCCACGGCGAACGACUCCGAUGAACCUCUCACUCCCGCCGGUCGGCUGUUCCUCCAGCCAAGCACGAAUCAGGUAAUCCACUGCGUCAUCGGAGUCAAGAACCCCAUUGAUGUCGACUCCAUCAAACCCCUAAUCCGCGACUCUCUCAUGCUCCAACACCCACGCUUCACCAGCCUCAUGGUCCGCAACCAUCGCGGAUUCGAGCACUGGCGGCGAACCGAGGUGGACAUCGACCGCCACAUCAAGGUCAUCGCCAACCCCAUCUCCGCCACUGCCGGCGACGAUGAAUCGGCAAUCAACGAUUACUUGGCGGAGUUGUGCAUGGACACUUCCGGACUCAGCACAGACAAACCCUUGUGGGAAGUACACUUCUUAAUUGCCCAUAAGUGCUUGAUUUUCCGAAUCCAUCACGCUUUAGGCGAUGGAAUUUCGUUGAUGUCCAUGUUUCUUGCGAGCUGCCGUAAGGUGGAAGAUCCAGAGGCGCCGCCGACGAUAGUUUCUUUCGAUCGGAAGAAGAGCAGUGGAAGGAAUUGGAGGGAUUGGAGGAACGUGUGGGGUUUUGUGGUUACGCUGUGGUUUUGUGUAAUUUUUUCCAUUGAUUUUGUAUUGAGGUGCUUGUGGGUUCGUGACCGGAGAACGGUGAUAAGCGGCGGCGCAGGGGUGGAGGACUGGCCGAGGAAGAUGGCGACGGCCAAGUUCCGCUUGGAUGAUAUGAAGGUGGUGAAGAAAGCCGUGACCAACGCUACCAUAAAUGAUGUUCUAUUCGCAAUCAUAUCGUCGGGACUCUCAAGAUACCUGGAUUUUCGAGGAUCAAAUGGGUUGAAAAAUGGGAUUCGGAUAACAGGGUUAGCUAUGGUUAAUUUGAGGCCACAGCAAGGCUUGCAGGAUCUAACGAAUUUGAUGAGAAGCAAUUCAGGAGCAAGGUGGGGUAAUAAAUUUGGAAUGAUUUUGCUUCCAAUAUCAUAUCAUGGAAGUAACUGUUCUGAUCCUUUAGAAUAUGUGAGAAGAGCUAAGGCAAUGAUUGACAGAAAAAAACGAUCUUUGGAGGCUUACUUCUCUUACACAGUUGGAGAUUUUGUAAUGUCAAAUCUUGGAGCAAAGUUUGCUUGCUUGCUAAAUUACAGGAUUGUUUGCAACACUACAUUUACAAUCUCAAAUGUGGUUGGUCCACAAGAGGAGAUUAUGCUUGGCGGCAACCCUAUAACUUUCUUGAGGGCAAUGAAUUCUGCCUUGCCUCAUGCACUCACUUUGAACAUGGUGAGCUAUGCCGGAAGGGCUGACAUGCAAAUCCAGGUGGCUAAAGACGUCAUUCCUGACCCCAAGUUCCUUGCUAAGUGCUUUGAGGAUGCAUUGCUAGAAAUGAAGGAUCAUGCCAUAGCAAAGAGCUGACUUCUGUAUGAUUCGUUUUUGUUGGAUGUACAACAUUAAAAAAUUGAAUUGCUACCAGUCAUUCCAAUGCAUUUGAUCAUAUAUACAAGAUUUAUUUUAAUGAAAUAUUUUUAACCAUAAUUUCAGUAUUUUUUU